AAACCAUAUGUCUGGAGCAUCCAAGAACUUGAGACUCAAAGACACAAGAAAACAUUUCUCCAAACCCUCUUGCUAAAGAAGAGCUGAAUUUCUUGGCCAGGCUAAUAGGAGGGAUGGAGAUUAAGAAACCCAGCGGCCCUGAGCCAGGAUUCCGGUUGAAUCUCUUUACCACUGAUGAAGAAGAGGAACAUGCAGCAGUAUCCAGGCCUGAAGAGUUAUCCUAUGAAGUCAUCAACAUACAGGCUACGGAGGACCAGCAACGGAAGGAAGAGCUGGCUCGGAUCAUGGGAGAAUUUGAGAUCCCAGAGCAGCCGAGGCAGAGCGCCAGCAAGGGGGAUGACUUGCUUGCCAUGAUGGAUGAGUUAUAGCUGCAUGGACCAGGCACAGCCCCUCACUUCCCUGAGAGAUGCUGCUUGAUGAUGACCCCUGGGGAAGGAAGGCCCAGAGUCCAAAGUGCUGCUGCUGGUUUCCCACCGAGUGAGGCCGCUACAUCCCUGUUUGUGUUGUAACAAACUGUGCAAGACUUCCUCAGAGAGCACCCUCUCUGAAGGGAUAUUCAUAUGUAUGUGUAUUUUCAGCAAAAUAUAU
Molecule: messenger RNA, 588 nt
Organism: Castor canadensis (American beaver)
Lineage: Eukaryota; Metazoa; Chordata; Mammalia; Rodentia; Castoridae
Source: RefSeq, a predicted model, not a curated record